Messenger RNA from Nipponia nippon (crested ibis), 2367 nucleotides. Lineage: Eukaryota; Metazoa; Chordata; Aves; Pelecaniformes; Threskiornithidae. The record is from RefSeq and is a predicted model, not a curated record.
AUGAGAGACCAGGUCAAGACUUCCACACCCAUUCUCCGUUUGUCUCAAAGGCUUUUUGUCCACCAGGCUUUCGUUGUUGUCCUUACUGUUCUUACUGGCUUUUCAGGAAUCCUGGAAGAUCACAAGGCGGACAUACUAAGAACAGUCUCUGUAGCACACACACCCACUGAUGGCACAAACAGGCAGCAGAAUACCAUGAAGAAGUUUCCAAAUAAUCACACAGUAGGAGCAGAAGACCCGGCUGACCCGCAAACAUUGGAAAUUCUUCAGCAACAGCUGGAAUCAUUUAAGACAUUUCAGCAACAGACUCUGGAGGAUAUUAACACGGUACAGUCUAAAAUCUGUGAGAUACUAAAUAAAGAUAUAUUUGAAAUGAGAACUCCACUACGUAGUUCAGACAAGAUUCUGAUGACUUCCACACCAAGCGAUGCAUCUCUGCUUAUGGAAAAUCCUGAAUCGCUGCCUUCUAAGAGAAAAGUUCAUCAUCAUCAACAACCCUGUUCAGAUGAGCAUGUGGAAGCAAAUUCCAAUACUGGAAAUUUCGUCAGUGAUAUAAAUAUUCCACACAGGAUUUCACUUAAAACUAAAGCAACUGAAAAGGUUGACAAUUCCAAAGAUCUGUGUGGAAACAACAGGAUACUUACAACAAAAACCGACCGUAAAUAUGGACAUUUACUAUCUGGCACUAAUUUGGAGACAGAAGGGUUGAAUGCUGCCCAUGAGAAGGUCAUUUUGAGUGAAUCUAAACAUCAUAUACCUUUUCCCAAAUUUGGGAAAGAAUUUCAUAAAAUAGACAAUACCAACUAUCCUACCAAGUUGCUGAAACAAGAAUUUCCAAAGUCAGUCCGUAAUGAUUUGGAUUUGUUAGCAAAUAAUACGGGAAAAUCUGGCUUUUUAUCCAGAGAAAAAUUAACUAACUUAAAAGAAAGUGCAGAAAUUGUGACCUCUUUAGAAGAAUCACAUAUCGGUUUAGUUCCAGAUAAAGGCCUACAUUUUGAUCAAGAAUUUUAUGAAGACUCCGAACGUGCCAAUGUAUGCGGUGGUUCUCCUACAACAGUAGACAGUGAAAAAGCAGAAUCUCAAAGCAAAAAUGUACAUCAAGAAUUCAGAACCAAUUACAGCGAAGGUGACAGAUUCCCGGUUAAUUCUUUUUCCGAGAUGGUGAAAGAUAAGCUACUAAUGCUUGAUAACAAAGAGCAACUAAAAAAAGAAAAAGAACAACAACAGACUACUUUAAAUCUAACGUUACUGAGACCAGGAAAUCAGAAGUUCAGCGAAAUCAAAGUAGCCUCUGAAUAUGAUGGCAAAACUGAAGCAUUGCAAAAGUCCCUGAAAAAUUCUGAGCAUUUGCAAAAAACAGUACAUGAUCUUCCGAAUGAAAAUUUAGCUCUCAAGAACAAAGUGGAACCUCUUACCCUUACCAUACAGUCUUCGAAAGAAAAAAUAUCAAAAUGUAAUACGCAAAUUAAGGAUUUAGCUGAAGAAAAGAAAAGUGCGCAAAUCCUGUUGGUUAAAUCACAAGAAGAUAACAAGGAAUGUAUUAAGGAAGCAAAGAACUUCCUAAGGAAAUGUAAAGAACUCCAAAACCAGAAAAACAUCCUUGAGGAAGAGAGGAAUCAACUCCAUAAUGGAAACCAACAUUCAAUACAGACACAACAUGAUUUUCAAAUUAGGAACCAGAAAGAAGAAAAGGUGACUGCCGUUACCUGUGAAAGAAAGAGGCUCAGUGCAACCCAAAAGUUCUUACAAAAGGAAUGCUUCAAGUUACAAGAAACAAAUAAAAAACUUAAGAUGGAAAUAUCCCAGCUUACAAAAGAAAAUAGUUCCCUAGAGCAAGAGCUUGAAAGAAAUCGGAAUGAAAUGCAACGAACAAAAGAAAAAGAAACCACAGCGAAAUCUGAACUGGAAACUCAUCUUCAGUUAAUGCAAACUCUGGAAGCCAAAAAACUUAACCUUGAAAUGACCCUGCAGGAAUGUUCUGAUACUAAGCAGAUCCUGCAGAAGGACUUUGAGAAAAUCCAAUCAGAUAAAGCUUAUACAGAAAAGAAACUCAUGACUGAACUCAGAAAUGCAAAAGCAGAUAUUGAUCUUUUAAAGUCUAACUUGACCAGUGUAAUCAGAGAAUGCGAGAGGUUAUCAACAGUAGUAACAAACGUCACAGAGGAAAAUCAGUUACUUAAGAACAAACUGCAGGAACGUAGACAAGACGCUUCCAAAUACGAAGGCGACAUUAGAAAAUUGACCGAAGACUGCUUACUAUUAGAACAUCUCCUGUGGAGUACCGACAUGAGAGAGAUGUAUUACAGGUUGAAUUCAGCCACUUGCAUGAGGAUUAUAUUUAUCUCCAAUGCCAAGUUACAUCUCUAG